This is a messenger RNA of Cuscuta europaea, 2273 nucleotides long. NCBI's taxonomy places the organism in Eukaryota, Viridiplantae, Streptophyta, Magnoliopsida, Solanales, Convolvulaceae. The record is from the annotation of a GenBank genome assembly.
CGCCCACCUACAAAAGCGAUAUAUAACAGACCGACAGGUAACAAAUUUUGUACUAUUCAUAUCUUCAAGAAUUUCACUUCCUCCCAUUAUAUUGUUUCCCAGCUUAGCACAUUAAACCUCAUCCCAAUAUCCCAUACUCAUUAUUGAUUCAUCUGUUUACUUAUUUAUUUACUUAUUUAUGAUACCACUCCCAGUACUUGCUGAUUUCCUUAACAUUAUCUCAUCAGUCGUCAUUGUCUCAGCUUUUUUGUACACUCAUUUAAACUCUUCAUUCUAAAGUUGUCAACUUUCGCAUACAUUAGAUUUAGUAUACAGAUCUUGAACUUGAUAGCUAGCUCAGCUACCUAUAAUGGGUCGUCACUCUUGGGUUUUGAGUACGAGGUUGUGUUUAUGGUUAUUUUGUUGUAUGUUUAGUUUAAAGUUCAACUUUGGGUGCUCAGAGGUUGUUGAAGGGACUGUGUUUGUGAAUGGGAAGAGUGCCAUUGCAAGAACAGACAGUGAUUUCAUAUGUGCUACCUUAGAUUGGUGGCCAGCUGAUAAGUGUGAUUAUGGUACUUGUGCUUGGGACCACGCUUCUCUCCUAAAUUUGGAUCUUAGCAAUGUCAUAUUUUUUAAUGCCAUAAAAGCUUUCUCACCGCUAAAAAUUAGGUUGGGAGGCACUUUGCAAGAUAACGUUAUCUAUGAAACUGAAGAUCAUAGCCAACCCUGUCUUCCAUUUGUUAAGAAUGACACAGAAGUGUUUCAUUUCAGCCAGGGCUGCCUGCCCUUGUCCAGAUGGGAUGAGCUAAAUACUUUCUUCAACAAAUCUGGUGCUGUUAUUAUUUUCGGCUUGAACGCUCUCAAUGGACGAAGAUCAGCAAAAACUAAUGAAGCUUGGGAUUCAACUAAUGCUGAGUCUUUGAUUCGAUAUUCGGUCAAAAAGGGGUACACCAUCUACGGUUGGGAGCUAGGAAAUGAAUUGAGUGGAAGUGGAGUGGGGGUAAGCAUUAACGCAGACCGGUAUGCCCAUGACACGAUCCAUCUGCAUGACCUAGUGCAAAUUAUAUACAAAGACAUAGAAGCUAAACCACUGAUUCUAGCACCAGGAGGAUUCUUUGUUGCAGACUGGUACCAAGAAUUUGUAGACAAAACGCACAACGCUGUGCAUGUCAUCAGUCACCACAUAUACAAUUUAGGCCCAGGAGUAGAUGAGCACCUUAUGGAGAAAAUCCUUAAUCCAUCUUAUCUUGACAAUGAGGCCAGUACUUUUAGUCAACUACAUAGCAUACUCAAGAACUCUGGAACUUCAGUGAGUGGUUGGGUCGGUGAGGCUGGAGGUGCUUAUAACAGUGGACACAAUCACAUAUCCAAUGCUUUCAUUUAUAGCUUCUGGUAUCUUGACCAGCUCGGGAUGUCUGCAUCAUAUGACACAAAGACGUACUGCCGACAGUCACUGAUUGGUGGGAACUAUGGCUUGCUAAACACCACUACCUUUGUACCAAAUCCAGACUACUACAGUGCACUUCUUUGGCAUCAGUUAAUGGGAAGAAAUGUUUUGGCAACUAGCUUUUCAGGGACAAAGAAAAUACGUGCCUACGCUCAUUGUGCAAAGCAAUCUCAAGGAAUUACAUUACUUCUGAUCAACCUUGAUGGCAACAAUUCUGUAGUCAUCAGAGUUGAUUACAACGAAACAAGUUCGAAAGGCCAUGGGAGACACGGGCAUCAUAAUCUUAGCAAGAGUUCAUCUGAGAUUUAUGAAAAAGAAGCAAAGACGAGAGAAGAGUAUCAUCUGACAGCCAAGGGUGGAGAUUUGAAUAGCCAAACUAUGCUGUUGAAUGGGAAUGAAUUAGGAGUAGAUUCAUCAGGGCAGAUACCUGCUUUGCAGCCUCAUGUUGUGAGCUCAUCUGAGCCCAUAAUUGUGGCUCCUUUUUCCAUUGUUUUUUCCCAUAUGCCAAAUGUGUCUCUCCCUGCUUGUUCUGCUUAGGACAGAUCCAGAAGUGAUUCCCAGCUUUACAGCUUUGAAUUUACAAGCCACGAGUUUAAGUUUUGAGAGCGGCCACUUGUCAAAAUGACAAAUGAAGGCUCGCCUUCUAUACACCUUGUACCUUCUUCCCCGACCCUCACCUGGCAAAGACGCUAAGAUGCACCAAACUGUCCCUAAUACGUAUAAUAAUAUAUAAUAACAAAUCAAUUGUAUUUCCUUAAAUAAAAAACUUCCUUGUUUGUUUUUUAAUUUAUUUUCUUUGUAUCUUUUAUAUUCCUCUUAUGUGGGAUAGCCUUUUUUGUUUACCCAG